Penaeus indicus is the source of this 492-nucleotide messenger RNA. RefSeq names its product casein kinase I-like. Gene Ontology annotation, molecular function: ATP binding; protein serine/threonine kinase activity. Bases 1 to 492 code for a protein of 163 amino acids. NCBI's taxonomy places the organism in Eukaryota, Metazoa, Arthropoda, Malacostraca, Decapoda, Penaeidae. Gene Ontology annotation, biological process: peptidyl-serine phosphorylation; signal transduction. The record is from RefSeq and is a predicted model, not a curated record. The transcript is spliced from 2 exons. Gene Ontology annotation, cellular component: nucleus; cytoplasm.
AUGCUACUUGAAAACACAAAAACUCCAACUGAGAAACACCUUGAAACUGGGAACUUGGAACGUGGUUACGGGAAGGUGUAUCUUAGGAAGUUGCCUGACGGCAGGGAUGUUAUUGUUAAAGUGAACUGCUGUAAAGGGAAAGUAGCGGUCACUUACCACGAGGCCGCCAUUCUAGCUUAUCUGAAUGGACGCGGUGGAGCACCCAAGCUCAUCAGUACGACUUUCCGCAAAGGCCUGCUGGUAAUGGAAUAUAUAAAGGGCAUAACACUCGAGAAGCUCAUUAAAUGUAACGAGAUGAAUGGCGCUCAGUGGCUGUCUGUCCUCUGUGCCAUUGCAAAACGUAUCCAAGAGAUUCACCAGGCCGGCAUCAUCCACAGUGAUUUCAAGGCCGAUAACUGCCUGAUCACGUUCGACGAAGAAGGUAACCCUGACGCUCACAUCAUAGACUUCGGCCUUUCGACGAAAAUCGGGCAAAGGUCGUCCUUAAGUUAG